AUGGAGCAGCGCUUCACCUGGACUGCAGCUCUCCUUCCGGUUCCCGGUCGGCCCGGCAGCCCUCGGCUCGUCCUCCGGAGGGUCCCUCGUCCUCCGGAGGGUCCCUCCAGCAGCAGCUCUUCACCUGCCAGUCCCCCUGGCAGUCCCGUAAGACCACGCACACAGUUUCCAUCCAAUACAACUGAUGUGGCCAUGAAGGAGCAACGCCGCAAGACCCUUGCGGCUCUCAGUGAGGUGGUGAAAGCCCGUCCUCCUAAGAGGGCAUCCACUGAGGCUCCUGAAGCAGGCCCAUCAAAGUUACCGUGUAUUUCGUUUAACGUGUGGUCUGAAGAUCUUCCAGGGUGUUCUGCAGAAGACGGUGUGGAGUCCAGGCCAGGUGUGCAGGUGGGGUACCCCGAACCAGCUGCGACCGCCAGACCAGCUGCUCCACAGAGGUGCCAUAGGAGAGUAGCUCGGGUCUCCAGGGCUGCCCCAGGACGGGGCCUUCCGAAGGCAGCUCUGCCCCCCAGUGCUGCUCCAGGACCUGGUUCUCUGAAAGCAGCUCCACCCCCCAGUGCUGCUUCAGGUCCAGGUUCUCCCCGUGCAGCACUGGUUGGCACUGCUGCUCGAGGACAGGGCCCUCCAGAGGCAGCUCAGGCGCCCAGUGCUCCUCCAAGACUGGGUCCUCUCCAGCCGGCUGAGCCUCGCCCACUGUGGGACAUCCCUGAACCAGAGUGGGCGAGACAGGUAAGAUUGUACAUGGAGGCGAGAGAGGAGUGGUUUGAGAGCUGGUGGAGGAAGAAACCAGCUCUCAAACAAAAACGUAAGUAUAGAGGUAAGUAGUUUCACUCUUUUAGUGUAUGAAACUAAAAUUUUCCUUACUAAAGUCAAACUUGAUUUGUAAAGAGGUCUUCAGGUUAUUUGAGUUGUAAUAUUGUGGUGGCUUUACUGUGUUUAGUGUUUUAGUUGUCAAAAGUAAAAAAAAAAAAAACGUGUGUGUCUGUGAAGGGGGAGAUUAGUUUUUAGUUUAGUUAGUUUGAUGGGGGAGACAAGGCAUUAAAGUGGACUCAGGAAAACUAAAGCAGGUAAGAGGUCAAAGGUGACGAGGAGUUACAACAAAGGAGAACAGAGGUAAGGAGUUGAGUGGUAUUCAUUCUAUUUAAAAGGUAAGUGUUUAAUAUUUGAUAACAUACUGCAGAAUAUUUAGCCUAUGUUUGAGUUUUUUGUGAAGAUUUUAACUGUGUUUAUUUUUCAGGGAAGAGGUGAGGAGGAGGUGAAGGAGAGGAGGUGGGAGGGCCAAAGAUUUCUAGUGUCAUUUUAAAAGGUACUAAUUGAUACUGGUUUACUUCAUCAUGAUUUGGUUGAUGCAAACCUCAGUUGUUUGCGUCACAUAUUUUUUUUCUGGUACUUAUACUUUCCUUGGUUUAACUUUACAGACAGAGACAGAAAAGAGAGGAGAGGAGAGGAAAGGACAGGAAAUCAGAGGAGAGGAGGAGGUGAAGGAGAGGAGGUGGGAGGGCAAAAGGUUUUAAACUGUCAGAGGAACAGGUACAUAACAAUAGUGGUUUACCAUUGUUGCGCUUGUUUUAAAAUGUCUUUUGUUUUUCUCUCUUUUUGCAUUUUUUACUUUAACUUUCCUUUCGUCUGUUUUUCUUAUAGAAAAAGAGGAGAGAAAAAACCAGGAGGAGAAAGGAAGAGAGAAGAGGAAAGGAGGUGGGAGGGCCAAAGUUUUUCAACUCUCACAGAAAAAAGGUUCAUAUCAAUGUCACUCUGUAUUAUUUCCACUGAAUCACAUUAAUGGUGGUUCAUCUUUGUUUUUCAUAUUUAUCUGAACUCUCUGUUUUUCCAAAUUUUCCUGCAGAGAGAGAGAAAAGGAAGACCAUGUGAAGGAGAGAGCAGAGGAAAGGAUGGGAAAGGAGAGGAGAGGAGGUGGGAGGGCCAAUAAUUUCAACUGUCACUGCAAAAGGUACUUAUUAAUACUUGUUUACUUUAUCAUAGUUCAGUUGAUGCAAACGUUUAUCAUUUCCAUCACAAAUAGUUUUUUCUGGUACUUAUACUUUCUUUCAUUUAAUUUUACUAACAGAGACAGAAAAAAGAGGAAAAAAAGGAGAGGAGAGGAGGUGGGAGGGCCAAAGUUUUUUAAACGCUCACGGAAAAAAGAUUCAUAUCAAUGUUAUGCUUUCUUAUUUCCACUGAAUCACAUACAUGGUGGUUCAUCUUUGUAAUUCAUAUUUACCUGAACUUUCUUUUUUUUUUCAAAUUUUUCCUGCAGAGAGAGAGAAAAGGAAGACCAUGUGAAGGAGAGAGGAGAGGAACGGAUGGGAAAGGAGAGGAGAGGAGGUGGGAGGGAAAAAGGUUUAAACUUUACAUUUAAAAGGUAUUUAUCUAUUAACUUAUUUUUAUCAUCACAGUUUAUGCAAUAAUAACAAUCCUCCCUCUGGUGUCUGACUUUCUUCAUGAUUACCUUACCUCCUGUUCUUUAUUGGACUCAUUGAUAGAUUCACGAAGCUAACUGUGGAGGACAGGGAGAGGUGGUUUAAGAGCUGAAGUAAAAAAAGAGACCAGCUGAACCUACAGGGAAGUCUCCAGGUAAGUGCUGAAAAAGUAAAUGUGAAGGAGUUGUUGCAUGAGUUUAAUGAGGAGCUGUAUGAGGAUAAGAAAAAACAGAAAGUGUCCAUUAAAGAAGAACAGACUGAGCUGAUACAAUAGAAAACAGUGAUGAACAGAACGUUUACUGCAACGAAUACUGCACAUUAUUAAGCUUUUGAUUAAUUUAUUUGAUUAAGUUUUGUUUAAGUUUUUUUUUUAAGAUUAAACCUUUGUUUGUUUGUUUUUUUGUAGUUUUUUUUUUUCUUCAGGGAAGGACAAAGCAAAGAGGAGAAGAGAGGAGGAGGCGAAGGAGAGGAGGUGGGAGGGCCAAAGGUUCCAACUGUCAAUGUAAAAGGUACCUAUUAAUACUUGUUUACUUUAUCAUAGUUUAGUUGAUGGAAACCUCUAUUAUUCCCAUCAUAUGUAGUUUUUUUCUGGUAAUUAUACUUUCUUUGAUUCAAUUUUACUGACAGAGACAGAAAAGAGAGGAGAGGAGAGGAGAGGAGAGGAAAGGAGAGGAGAGGAGAGGAGAGGUGGUGGGAGGGCCAAAGAUUUUUAAAUCUCACAGAAAAAAGGUUUAUAUACAUGUUAACCCUUUCUUAUUUCCACUGAAUCACAUUAAAAGUUCUCACAUUAAAGUUCUUCUUCUUCCAAUGGUGGUUCAUCUUUGUAUGUUUUGUUUACCUGAACUUUCCUUCCUCCUAUUUUUUUUUCUGCAGAGAGAGAAAAGGAAGACCAUGUGAAGGAGAAAGGAGAGGAACGGAUGGGAAGGGACAGGAGAGGAGGUGGGAGGGAAAAAGGUUCAAACUUUACAUUUAAAAGGUAUUUAUCUAUUAACUUAUUUUUAUCAUCACAGUUUAUGCAAUAAUAACAAUCCUCCCUCUGGUGUCUGACUUUCUUCAUGAUUACCUUACCUCCUGUUCUUUAUUGGACUCAUUGAUAGAUUCAUGAAGCUAACUGUGGAGGACAGGGAGAGGUGGUUUAAGAGCUGAAGUAAAAAAAGAGACCAGCUGAACCUACAGGGAAGUCUCCAGGUAAGUGCUGAAAAAGUAAAUGUGAAGGAGUUGUUGCAUGAGUUUAAUGAGGAGCUGUAUGAGGAUAAGAAAAAACAGAAAGUGUCCAUUAAAGAAGAACAGACUGAGCUGAUACAAUAGAAAACAGUGAUGAACAGAACGUUUACUGCAACGAAUACUGCACAUUAUUAAGCUUUUGAUUAAUUUAUUUGAUUAAGUUUUGUUUAUUUAUUUAUUUUUUUAAGAUUAAACCUUUGUUUGUUUGUUUCUUUUUUUGUAGUUUUUUUUUUUUUCAGGGAAGGACAAAGCAAAGAGGAGAAGAGAGGAGGAGGCGAAGGAGAGGAGGUGGGAGGGCCAAAGGUUUCAACUGUCAAUGUAAAAGAUACCUAUUAAUACUUGUUUACUUUAUCAUAGUUUAGUUGAUGGAAACCUCUAUUAUUCCCAUCAUAUGUAGUUUUUUUCUGGUAAUUAUACUUUCUUUGAUUCAAUUUUACUGACAGAGACAGAAAAGAGAGGAGAGGAGAGGAGAGGAGGUGGGAGGGCCAAAGUUUUUCAACUCUCACAGAAAAAAGGUUCAUAUCAAUGUCACUCUGUAUUAUUUCCACUGAAUCACAUUAAUGGUGGUUCAUCUUUGUUUUGCAUAUUUAUCUGAACUUUCUGUUUUUCCAAAUUUUCCUGCAGAGAGAGAGAAAAGGAAGACCAUGUGAAGGAGAGAGCAGAGGAAAGGAUGGGAAAGGAGAGGAGAGGAGGUGGGAGGGCCAAUAAUUUCAACUGUCACUGCAAAAGGUACUUAUUAAUACUUGUUUACUUUAUCAUAGUUCAGUUGAUGCAAACGUUUAUCAUUUCCAUCACAUGUAGUUUUUUCUGGUACUUAUACUUUCUUUCAUUUAAUUUUACUAAUAGAGACAGAAAAAAGAGGAAAAAAAGGAGAGGAGAGGAGAGGAGGUGGGAGGGCCAAUAAUUUCAACUGUCACUGCAAAAGGUACUUAUUAAUACUUGUUUACUUUAUCAUAGUUCAGUUGAUGCAAACGUUUAUCAUUUCCAUCACACGUAGUUUUUUCUGGUACUUAUACUUUCUUUCAUUUAAUUUUACUAAUAGAGACAGAAAAAAGAGGAAAAAAAGGAGAGGAGAGGAGAGGAGGUGGGAGGGCCAAAGUUUUUUAAACGCUCACGGAAAAAAGAUUCAUAUCAAUGUUAUGCUUUCUUAUUUCCACUGAAUCACAUACAUGGUGGUUCAUCUUUGUAAUUCAUAUUUACCUGAACUUUCUUUUUUUUUCAAAUUUUUCCUGCAGAGAGAGAGAAAAGUAAGACCAUGUGAAGGAGAGAGGAGAGGAACGGAUGGGAAAGGAGAGGCGAGGAGGUGGGAGGGAAAAAGGUUUAAACUUUACAUUUAAAAGGUAUUUAUCUAUUAACUUAUUUUUAUCAUCACAGUUUAUGCAAUAAUAACAAUCCUCCCUCUGGUGUCUGACUUUCUUCAUGAUUACCUUACCUCCUGUUCUUUAUUGGACUCAUUGAUAGAUUCAUGAAGCUAACUGUGGAGGACAGGGAGAGGUGGUUUAAGAGCUGAAGUAAAAAAAGAGACCAGCUGAACCUACAGGGAAGUCUCCAGGUAAGUGCUGAAAAAGUAAAUGUGAAGGAGUUGUUGCAUGAGUUUAAUGAGGAGCUGUAUGAGGAUAAGAAAAAACAGAAAGUGUCCAUUAAAGAAGAACAGACUGAGCUGAUACAAUAGAAAACAGUGAUGAACAGAACGUUUACUGCAACGAAUACUGCACAUUAUUAAGCUUUUGUUUAAGUUAUUUGAUUAAGUUUUGUUUAAGUUUUUUUUUUAAGAUUAAACCUUUGUUUGUUUGUUUUUUUGUAGUUUUUUUUUUCUUCAGGGAAGGACAAAGCAAAGAGGAGAAGAGAGGAGGAGGCGAAGGAGAGGAGGUGGGAGGGCCAAAGGUUCCAACUGUCAAUGUAAAAGGUACCUAUUAAUACUUGUUUACUUUAUCAUAGUUUAGUUGAUGGAAACCUCUAUUAUUCCCAUCAUAUGUAGUUUUUUUCUGGUACUUAUACUUUCUUUGAUUCAAUUUUACUGACAGAGACAGAAAAGAGAGGAGAGGAGAGGAGAGGAGAGGAGAGGAGAGGAGAGGAAAGGAGAGGAGAGGAGAGGAGAGGAGAGGAGAGGAGAGGUGGUGGGAGGGCCAAAGAUUUUUAAAUCUCACAGAAAAAAGGUUUAUAUACAUGUUAACCCUUUCUUAUUUCCACUGAAUCACAUUAAAAGUACUCACAUUAAAGUUCUUCUUCUUCCAAUGGUGGUUCAUCUUUUUAUCAUUUCCAUCACAUGUAGUUUUUUCUGGUACUUAUACUUUCUUUCAUUUAAUUUUACUAACAUAGACAGAAAAAAGAGGAAAAAAAGGAGAGGAGAGGAGGUGGGAGGGCCAAAGUUUUUUAAUUCUCGCAAAAAAAAAGGUUCAUAUCAAUGCUACGCUUUCUUAUUUCCACUGAAUCACAUACAUGGUGGUUCAUCUUUGUAAUUCAUAUUUACCUGAACUUUCUUUUUUUUUCAAAUUUUUCCUGCAGAGAGAGAGAAAAGGAAGACCAUGUGAAGGAGAGAGGAGAGGAACGGAUGGGAAAGGAGAGGAGAGGAGGUGGGAGGGAAAAAGGUUCAAACUUUACAUUUAAAAGGUAUUUAUCUAUUAACUUAUUUUUAUCAUCACAGUUUAUGCAAUAAUAACAAUCCUCCCUCUGGUGUCUGACUUUCUUCAUGAUUACCUUACCUCCUGUUCUUUAUUGGACUCAUUGAUAGAUUCACGAAGCUAACUGUGGAGGACAGGGAGAGGUGGUUUAAGAGCUGAAGUAAAAAAAGAGACCAGCUGAACCUACAGGGAAGUCUCCAGGUAAGUGCUGAAAAAGUAAAUGUGAAGGAGUUGUUGCAUGAGUUUAAUGAGGAGCUGUAUGAGGAUAAGAAAAAACAGAAAGUGUCCAUUAAAGAAGAACAGACUGAGCUGAUACAAUAGAAAACAGUGAUGAACAGAACGUUUACUGCAACGAAUACUGCACAUUAUUAAGCUCUUGAUUAAUUUAUUUGAUUAAGUUUUGUUUAAGUUUUUUUUUUAAGAUUAAACCUUUGUUUGUUUGUUUUUUUGUAGUUUUUUUUUUUCUUCAGGGAAGGACAAAGCAAAGAGGAGAAGAGAGGAGGAGGCGAAGGAGAGGAGGUGGGAGGGCCAAAGGUUCCAAUUGUCAAUGUAAAAGGUACCUAUUAAUACUUGUUUACUUUAUCAUAGUUUAGUUGAUGGAAACCUCUAUUAUUCCCAUCAUAUGUAGUUUUACUGGUACUUAUACUUUCUUUGAUUCAAUUUUACUGACAGAGACAGAAAAGAGAGGAGAGGAGAGGAGAGGUGGUGGGAGGGCCAAAGAUUUUUAAAUCUCACAGAAAAAAGGUUUAUAUACAUGUUAACCCUUUCUUAUUUCCACUGAAUCACAUUAAAAGUUCUCACAUUCAAGUUCUUCUUCUUCCAAUGGUGGUUCAUCUUUGUAUGUUUUGUUUACCUGAACUUUCCUUCCUCCUAAUUUUUUUUCUGCAGAGAGAGAAAAGGAAGACCAUGUGAAGGAGAAAGGAGAGGAACGGACGGGAAGGGACAGGAGAGGAGGUGGGAGGGCCAAAGUUUUUCAACUCUCACAGAAAAAAGGUUCAUAUCAAUGUCACUCUGUCUUAUUUCCACUGAAUCACAUUAAUGGUGGUUCAUCUUUGUUUUUCAUAUUUAUCUGAACUCUCUGUUUUUCCAAAUUUUCCUGCAGAGAGAGAGAAAAGGAAGACCAUGUGAAGGAGAGAGCAGAGGAAAGGAUGGGAAAGCAGAGGAGAGGAGGUGGGAGGGCCAAUAAUUUCAACUGUCGCUGUAAAAGGUACUUAUAAAUACUUGUUUACUUUAUCAUAGUUCAGUUGAUGCAAACCUUUAUCAUUUCCAUCACACGUAGUUUUUUCUGGUACUUAUACUUUCUUUCAUUUAAUUUUACUAACAGAGACAGAAAAAAGAGGAAAAAAAGGAGAGGAGAGGAGAGGAGGUGGGAGGGCCAAAGUUUUUUAAUUCUCGCAAAAAAAAAGGUUCAUAUCAAUGCUACGCUUUCUUAUUUCCACUGAAUCACAUACAUGGUGGUUCAUCUUUGUAAUUCAUAUUUACCUGAACUUUCUUUUUUUUUUAAAUUGUGUUUAUUUGUUCCUUUGAGCAGCACUCCACAUCUCUCUGUUCCUCGCCUAAACUUUGUUAAACAGCACUUUAUUCUUUCUUUUCCCAAUAAAUAAUUUUUACAUCACGGGGAUUCAUGCUUAAGAGUUCAAUUAAGGGGUAUUUUUAUUAAAUGGUAAAACGGGUGUUUACAAGUCUUUUUGGCUCAAGAAAAAAAGUUCUCCUGAAGUGAGUGAGGAGCGCAAGAAGAGUCAACUUAAAUGUGAGGGUUUUAAGAAACUAUGCAACUGUGAUGAUAAACAACUGCUGAGAGAGCUCAGGUUUGCGUCAGGGACACAGACAUAGUUAGAAGAAGUGGUUACCGAUGCCAAGUCAGGGAGUGAGAACUUGUUGGGUUAGUGUUGGUGAAUUUUGUUUGAGUGUUGUGACAAAUGUAAGUUUGGGAUCCAUUUGAGCUGUUUUUGCUAUUGCCUAUUUGUUCAGGUCCUCUUACAUUUUACUGCAUUAGGGAAAAGGUGUGGGUUGUCGCUAAUAAAGGUAACAGCAAUAGCCAAGUAGUAGUCUCUAAGAUCAUUGCUAACUAGAUGAAAAUGUUUAAAUAAUUGGACAAGUAUAUCAAAACCUUUUAAGUUUUCAUGCUGAGCUACCACCUGGUUUGAGACAAAAGUGUCUUAAUGGAUUUAAGUACUGGUAUUCACAAUUUAAUUAAUUUCUUUGUGUUUUUCCAGAAGCUACUCUCAGAUUCAGACUUCCUCACCCACCAUUGAUGACAUGGUGGAUUCAUAUGCUGCAGGCUGUUUCCUUUCCACCCAAUGCCACUCCCAAAGUAUUAGAUUAUAUCUUUUUAAGUUCCUGGUAAAAUAACAAAAAUACAGGUUUUCUGCAAAGUAGUAAAGUAUUUAUAAAUCACAAAUGAAUACUAAAAUGCUAUUGUCCUCUCACAAGUGUCCAUGUCAUGCUAUCUGAUUUACAUUAAUUACAUGCUGUUCACUACACAUAUUGUCAGUUUGUUUUUUUUUCAGUUUUGCCACACUUUAUCCACUUCAUGGUGAGGACUCGCACAAAGAAAGAUGGGAAAGUCAAAUGUCUUAAAACGUUGGAUCCAUUUUAUUCAAAAUGGAUCCAACUUUUUAAGACAUUUGUCUUUUCCAUCUUUCUGUGUGCGAGUCCUGUAAAGCCUUUUUGAAUUAUCUUAUCCGUCCACCGCAUCAGAAGCAAGAAUACUAGGACUGAUGUUAAGUUCUUUUCUUGUUAAUGACUUGAUGAUGAGUACAUAAGAAAUGCAUUGACUUUGUUGUGGUGUUUGUUUCUGUUGAUAACUUUACAUGAAAAAUAAAAUUUUGAGACAAAUACUCUGAAAUGACAAAGCAUAUACUGUAUUUUUUGACAAUGACAAUGAUAUUAAAAAAAAAAAAAAAAUGCCACUGCCCAAAGUGGUGAAAUGAACCCCAUCGUUAAAAAAAAAAAAAAAAAGGCCAGGAUCUCUGUGCUUUAUCUGAGGAAGACGCACAAUGCUUCCACCAGCAGAUAAGAUUGAAGUAGCCAUCACACUGUUCACAUAGCGCCUGGCUUUGUCCUUUUUCUUGGGGCGGCUGGAUCUCCAUCACCUACUCUGGGUGAUGGCAGAGAAGAUGAUCUUCAUGGUGGGGAACUGUCGGUGGAUAUCCUGGAGGUCCUGCUUGAUCCCCGCCACAAGCCUGAUGGUCUUGGUGACUCUCAGGUCAUUCCUGAUGACAAAAUGACGCCUGGCACAGCUCUCCCUCCACAGCAGUGAUGAAAAAAGGAGAGAAAGUUCCUUUUUAAACGGAGCAUCAUAGCUGCGAGCCUCCCGCCGAACCAGAAAUUUAUGCGUAGUCUACAACACUACUUUGAAGCGCUGGUUUCUGAUAGUGGAAAAAAAAAACCCGGAAUUACCGAGAACUUUUUGGCUUCAAAUCCGUAUACAGGCAGAAUGCGGAGCCACAAUGCACUUAACUGAAAAAGCCGUUCAAACAACAUCAAGGCCAGAAUGGAACACUGUGGUGUCGUCACAUUCUGAAUGAUUUGUCAGUAAGUAUAAAGCCACGUUGUCACUAGCUCAGUUUUCAGUGCGACAAGUGUUCAAGAUGGCAGACGUCGUCCUCUGAGCUGCCGCAUAUCUUUGCAUCCGCCGUAGACGCCGCCGGCGUGUUUAGGUACAUGAAACCAUUCGAAGGAGGACGGAGCUGGGGGAAUUUCACCGCUUGCUCCAGGAACUCCGCCUAGACGAUGGGCGCUUCCAGUGAUAUAUCCGUGUGUCGUCGGCGCAGUUCGAGGACCUCCUCGCCCGGGUGGGAAGCAGCAUCUCCCGCCAGGACACGACCUACAGGCGCUCCAUCUCAGCUUCGGAGUGCCUGUCUAUCAGUCUGCGGUGAGUAUAAUCAAAUGUAAUGAAUUUAAAAUGAUCAGAUACACUGGGCAAAACUGCAAAGUUUAUCAGCUUUCUGUGCACUGAGCUCUUCCUGUGAGCUGCUCUCUGCCUCUGUCCUUUAAUAUCCAGUCAAAAUAAAACUUCUCUUGGACACACUAAUGUGAUUUUGAAAUUCUGUGAAUCUGAUCAAUUUACUAAAGACAGAUAAUAUAACUCCUGUGAAAAUAAUCCUAUCUGAUCAGACUGAUUAAGUCCUGCUGAAGAAGUAAACAGGAUUGGUCUGUUUCAUUUAUUUGAUCCACUCAGUAAAGUAAGAAGUAACACUGUAAAAAAUGAACCCUUAACACAUAUACAUACUGUAAAAAAAUUACCUGGACAUUAAUUAAUUUAAAAUGACUAGAUACACUGGGUGCUAGCAUAAAUGUCCGUGUCAAAGAGGAUUUGUGGACACUCAAAUCUUCGGUUACAUUUGUAUUUCAUAUGGCCUCAUAUUUUGAAUAAAAAUAGUAAUGAAACUAAUUUUUAUGUGCUUCAGGUUCCUGGCUACUGGAGACUCAUUAAGGACCAUUGCCUACAGCUUUCGAGUUGGAGUUUCCACCGUGUCAGGCAUCGUGGCAGACACCGUGUCCUGCAUCUGUGAGUGCUUGGUGGAGGACUUCAUGGCUGUGCCCACCUGUGAUGAGUGGAGAGCCAUGGGUUUUGAGGAGUGGUGGAACUUCCCCUUGUGUUGCGGUGCUGUGGAUGGGAAGCAUGUGGUUCUGAAGGCUCCUGCCAAUUCAGGAUCACAGUUCUAUAACUACAAGGGAACAUUUUCUAUUGUUCUCUUGACAGUUGUAGAUGCCAAUUAUUGCUUCCGAGUGAUCGAUGUCGGAGGCUUCGGGAGGACCAGGGAUGGGGGGGAUUCUGGCCAACUCUGCGUUCGGUCAGACCAUAGACUGUAUAUAAGAUGGACGCCGUCUGUCUCCUCGCCGGGUGAAGCCACUCCGAGAACAGCACCCCCUAGAGCCUGGCUGCAGUACAAGUCAUAAACCCCACUUCUGCCAGCCAAGUGAAUGGAGCGGCAGACGGCCUUUAGAAAUUAAUUUCACAGAAAAUACACUUUUCUCACCCCCGACUGCGAUGUUGACAUGUAGUUAUCAUUAGACUGGUUUGUGUUCAGGUCUUUUUUUCUCUCUGCAGCUCCAUUUUAAAAAGUUAUUAGGAGUUAUAAAAACAGGAAAUUGCGUCAUUCUCUACACUUUGCACUUGCUGCUUGUGCGUCGCUCUUUUUUGUUCAUCGUCAAGGCCGAUCGGGUUUGCUAGCGGAGAAGAGGAUUACAUUUUUCCAUCGUUUUUCUCUUGUAUUGCAUUGGAAAAAUGAGUUGUUCUGCAGUAAACUGUGUUAACUGAUAUGUGAAAUCAGGAUCUUUGCAGUUGUUUCGGUAAGUUAUGUUUUUUUUAUGAAGUCAUCAGCUUGCUAGCUACAUAACAUUAAACGGUCUGGUUUAAUUUAGCUAAUGGGGUUUACUUACAGAUACCAAGCGGUAAGUUCUGUGCCUUAUUUAAGCGUUUUUAUUAGAAGUUAAACAAUGAGGAAACCCCUUAAAAUCCGCCUUCUUUUUAUAACAAUAUUAUGACUACGUGACUUUGAAUUUGAAUUAAAAACCGUACCGAUCACACAGAUUCAUAUUAGCAACCAAAUACUACCACAGAGUAUCAGGGCAUGAAAUGAAAACUGGAGGCAUGAAGUCAUAAUGUUAAAGGAAUUAAUUCGCAUUUAAGUCAUUCCCCUAAUAUUGCAUCACUUUAUGAGAACAAGGCCAUGUAAAUGAAUAUAAUGAGAGUCAUGAUGUUAUGAGUCGAGGUUUUGGUAAUGGAUCAACCAGUUUACUCGGGUAUGUUACAACGAGAGCAGCCUGCGCUAAAAUCAGGUAUGGUUUAAUUAAAAUGCAUCUUUCGGAUGCACCGUCCUAGCUUUCUGGCAGAGGAUUGACCGCCGGUUCAGUCUCCUCCGUACAGCGGCAGUAGUAUUACAGCUUCUGGUGACAUAAUGAUAUUUGUCUAAGAUAAAGCUCUGAAACUGUCUUUAAUGGGACAAAACGUCGAGAAAACGAGACCCUAUAAGUGUAUAGAAGGACAUGCUCAAAAGAUUACUUAUACAAGUUGCAUAACUGUUAUUUAUUUUAUGUUAUCAAAUAACAUACAUAAGUCAUAAGUAUACUUCUGUGGAAUGACAAUUAUCAUUUACAGCAGCAUGGUAGAUCAUGUCUUACUUAAGUUUUCAAGAUAGAUAGAUAGAUAGAUAGUCCUGUUACUUAUGAGAUUGAGAUAAAACUAUGAGUAAUGUAAUUAGUUAUGGAAAGACAGCUGCAUAUGACAUACUUAAACAAUCACAAUGACAUUAAAAUUUUUGUUACAUGCAAAGAAAUCCCUCAAUUUUAAUAGGAUGUUCAUAAGACAUAUCACCCACAAGAUGAAAUGAUUUAGAUUAUUUAUACAGUUUGUAUAUUCAUUCACUUGAGGUAUUUUUUGUGAUUGUCUUUGAAUUUAGAGCUUUGGCUUCAGCCUGUUAUGCAACAAAGCAAGAAUUAAACUGAACGCAAAACAUUAACUUUGUGUUGCUUACAAACUUGACAAAUGGCAGUAAGCAAUGUUAUUGUAUUUUUGUAAAGUUUCCCUUUAGGUGACAAAGCGAGGCUGAAGCAGUGGCUGGUGAACACAAGACGGCAGGACUGGAAACCAACAGGAUCAUCAUGUCUUUGCAGUGCUCAUUUUGAAGAGCAUGCCUUUACUGUGGACUCAAAGGUUAAAUUAUUUCUUUUUUAAUGGACAGCAAUUUUUAUGAAGUUCACAUUUGCAACAAUUUAUUGUUAAAUUGACUAACACUUUGAAUCAUUAAAUGGCGGUUAUUUAAACAUUCCCAAGAGCUGAACACUACAACUAUCAUGGUUCCAUUUUAAAUUACUGCUGUUUUUAUGUUUUUCUCUAGGGUAAGCGUUGCCUCAAGAUGACAGCUGUUCCAACUGUGUUUCCAGAUCACCAGGUAAGGUCCUCUGUGUUAGGUGUGAAACGCAGGAUUUUGGGAGGUAGUGACACAGAGGUAAGGCAGCCGUCACUUAAAUCAGCCAAGGUUUCUCAGGUCAGCAUACAGGAGUCACACGUAGACCAAGGCCACGUUAGCUUUCCAUCUGCUGCCGAUUACAGCAAUGCCACCUUGACUGAAAAUGCAAAUGGGAAUGACCCAUUAAGCAUUGACAUCUGUCAGGCUGACACUGCUGUAACAGUGAAUGCAUUUAGGGAAGACCACAGUUAUUCAGCAUCAGCACCAAUGAAUACAGCACUUGUCCCCAUUGGAGAGGAUCACAGCUACCAUCUGAAGUCUCCUAAAACUCUGAAAAAGAAAAGUCAGGCCACCGAAAAGAUUGUGACAAAGUUGAGGAAAAAGCUAAAAGGGCAAUACCAAAAGUCAAGGCGUUUAAAGAAAAGAAACUGCACCUUGAAAGAUGCCAUCAAACAACUCAAGGAGAAGUUACUGAUUUCGAGUCAGUGUGCAUCUCUGCUUGAGUCAAUUGAUGAAGUGCCAAAACACAUCUUGUGGAGGAUGCAGAAGGGGAAAACGUCAGCCAAGUUCCCAGAGGAGCUGAAGCAGUUUGCCACCACACUGCACUUUUACUCCCCAAAGGCAUAUGACUAUGUUCGUGACAACUUUGGAAAAGCUUUGCCACAUAGCCACACCAUCCGCAGUUGGUACAGCAGCAUUUCAGCUGAUCCUGGAUUUACUGCAGCAUCUUUCACAGCACUGAAAUGUCACGUGCAGGCCAACAGUGAGAAGGGUAAAGCAACAAUCUGUGCCCUCUUGAUGGAUGAAAUGUACAUCCACAAGAUGACCGAGUUUGCAGGGGAUCAGUUCCAUGGCUAUGUAGACAUAGGGACUGGUGAAAUAGAUAACACUCUUGCCACCCAGGCCUUGGUCCUCAUGGUUGUGGCUGUCAAUGAGUCAUGGAAAAUCCCAAUCGCAUACUUUCCCAUCACAGGUAUGGAUGGAUCAGAGAAGGCAAACGUUGUAAGGGAGAGCCUCAGCAGGCUUCAUGAGGUUGGUGUUCAAGUGAUUUCACUUACUUGUGAUGCCCCAACAACUAAUCUGGCAAUGAUAAAGGAACUUGGAGUCAAUCUGGAUAUCAGCAACAUGAAGCCAUACUUUUUGCACCCUGACAAAUCUGAGCAAAAAGUACAUGUUAUCCUGGAUGCUUGCCACAUGCUCAAACUUCUUCGUAAUGCCUUUGCAUCCUCACUGGAGUUUGAGACAGAAGAUGGGGCAAAGAUAAAAUGGAAGUACUUUGAAGCUCUAAAUAAACUCCAAGAGAAAGAAGGUCUGCAACUUGGCAACAGACUGAAGAUGGCUCACAUACAAUGGAGGAACCAAAAAAUGAAAGUCCAUCUGGCAGCACAGCUCUUCAGCAGCAGUGUGGCAGAUGCCAUGGAGUACUGUGAACAAGUUUUGAAGUUGGAGGAGUUCAAGGCUGCGCUGCAACUGUUCACUUUGUGCGCACUGUAGAUGCAGCUUUUGAUGUGCUUAACAGCCGCAACCCCUUCGGAAAAGGUUUCAAAGCACCGAUCAAACCAACAACUAGAGAUCGAGCAGAGACCAUGUUAAAGCAGACCGAAACUUUGCUUCGAGGGUUGAAGGUUCAGCAGUUCAACAAGAUGGUGCCACUUCACGCCACAAAAAAGAAGACUGCCAUAUAUGGCUUCAUUCUCAAUGGAAGAAGUGCGCUCAACAUCUACCAUGACCUUGUUGAGAAGGACAAUCCUCCAUGCAGGUAUCUUCUUACUUACAAACUGAGUCAGGAUCACUUGGAGCUCUUCUUUGCUGCCAUAAGAGCUCGGGGUGGCCACAACGACAACCCGAAUGCUAGGCAGUUCAGGGGGGCCUACAAACACCUUCUUCUGAGGCACCAAGUGAAAACAGGCACAGGCAAUUGUUUACUGCGAGACAACACCCACAUUCUCAGCUCAACACCUGCAGCAGGAAACGUUGCUCGGAGAAUGGAACUGCAGUUGGUGGAAGUGGAUGUGCCAGAAGAUGACACCAUUCCUGACCUUCCAGAUGUUCCCUGCCUUUCUGAAUACAAAGAGGCAGUGAUUAACUACAUCGCAGGAUUCAUUGUGAAGAAGAUGAAGGACAAAAUCACCUGCUUUCCUUGCUCACAGGCUUUAACAACUGAUGGCUCCACACACAGUUUCAUCCAUUUGAAAAAUAGAGGCGGUCUCCAGAAACCAUCUUCAGGCAUGGUGUCAGUGUGUGCAAUCACAGAGACAUGCAUUCAGAGGAGGAUAAAAAUGAAUGCAGGUCAGCUUCCCUGUGGACGUGGAAUCACAUCAACCAUUGUCACUCAGGUUCUUGCAGAUUGUGCGGAGAAAGACCUUUUUCCACAGCUGCACAGCCAUAUGUUUGACACAUGUGUUGAAGUGAACCAUAUUCAUGUUUUGGUGAAAAUGGCCUCCUCCUGGUAUUGCAAAGUCAGAUUCAGUCAUUUUGCAAGGAGGCAAACUGAGAUGGCAAAAUCAGACAAGAUGGUCCGCAGAAAGCUAACUAAAUUGAUCCACUUUUAUGGUGAGUAAAAUCUGUAUUCACUGUAUUGACUCUAAGGCAACCCUGGUUAUAAGACAACUUCCCCUUGUUAAGACAAAAUUUUAAAAAGACUUUUUAAAAAAAAACAUACUUGUCUUAUAGAGAAAGGAAUUUUAAUUAAAAAUGAUCUUAACAGGCCAGCUGAUCACAUACAGUCUCUGAUUUAUCAAUUAAAGAGAACAAAUAUGACAACCCCCAUCCAACUAACAACUUAAAUUGUUCUACUUUUCAAAAUUUGACACAAAGUCAUCACAGAUUAAAUCAGUUUCUGAGAGACUGGAUCUGGACAGUCUUAAAAUACACUGAUGUUCUCUGUGAUUUAAAAAAGCCUCCAUUUUGUGGGAAACAUACAGAGUUUAUCCCCUGCAAGGUAGAAGUCUGGCAUGGUGUGUAAUUUACAGUAGGCUUUACUGAUCUAAUGUUAAGCAGUUAACAUUACCCUAGAGUGUUCAAUUAUUAAACUUUGGUAAAAGUCAUAACCAAUCCCAUCUUUCUCAUGUAUAUUUGAAAUUCAAAAACCAGGACUUGUUUUGUGGUCAAUACAGUUUAUUGAUCAGACUCAUACAACAUAUCCAGUACACAUAAUGAUUCACAGUCCACAUAAACAGGACUGAAUCAUCAACAGAAGACUGAAGAUGCCUGUAUUUUCCUGAUCCUCUUGAAAUCUCUGGAUGCUGCAUGUUGUGAUUUACAGUCCGCAUAAACAGGACUGAAUCAUCAACUGAAGACUGAAGAUGCCUGUACUUUCCUGAUCCUCUUGAAAUCUCUGGAUGCUGCAUGUUGUGAUUUACAGUCCGCAUAAACAGGACUGAAUCAUCAACAGAAGAUGCCUGGACUCAGCUGAUCUUCCUGUCAUCUGUUUUACCACAGUUUAAGGAUUGACAGUCCACAUAAACAGGACUGAAUCCUUUUAAACCCAAAUUCAAAAAGUAUGCAAAGACCCCUUUACUGCAGUUCCGCUAUGUAAAUUAGUUUUAGCAGUAUUUCUUUCGCACUUUACAAAGGUUUAAGCGUGUUUGUUCUAUAAAGUCUAAAGUUCAUGUUAAAGUUUAGGAAAGUAUAUCAAAAGAAACAAAAAAAAUGUUCAGAUUAUUGUGUAAAAUCCUUUUUUUAUGACCCCAUAUAUUAAAGAAUGAGAACUUUGUUUAAUGUAGAGUUAUUUAAGUUAAAUGUUUGUUAGAGUUUAAAACAAAUCAAAAAAUGAUUCAAAAUAAAAUAGUGUGGAUUUGUUAAAAUGCUGCGUUCAAUAUUGUUUGUGUUAUUUAUGUAAAUAGAAAAACUCAAAAAGCAAGAAGUUAACAAAAAGCACAAAAUUUAAAAAAAAAGUUUUAUUAAGAGUUAAAAAUGUUCUUGUGUAAUGUAAAUACAACAUAUCAAUAUAUGUUUUCUAUGUGUGGUGUUGCAUUCAGAGUUCUUCAAAUUUCUAAGCAUUUGUAUUAUAUUUCAAUGUUUGUAUUGUAUAUUUGAAUGUUUGUUGUGUUAGAAUUUGUCUUGUUUGCCAAGUUUGUCUUGUCCUGUGGACCCACUCGUGGCCUGCACCUUGUCGUGGUGAGUGGGCUUUCAACCAAGAUGGGCCUUCUGUGUUACAUGUAUUAAAGCCACAUCAGAAACAAGAUCAGAACAAUACUAUUUUAACAGUAAGGAAAUAGAUUGUGAAGACAAAGUCAAGACAAAUGAGAAAAGAGUGAGAUUAAAAUGUCAUUAAAUUUAGGAAUUUGCAUGUAGUUGUAGUGUCUGCUACCACCUACUGGUCAUUAUUAGUUAGUGUUAUCAGUCAUUUUCAGUUUAAGUUGGCGCAGCCUGGAGUAAAAAAACAGGAAUCAUGUUGCAAAAAAAAUUUGAGUGAUACCACAUGAACAACUUCUUAUGCUUAGACCAAAUGUGCCCUGUUAGAUAAAGGUAACAGCACUAGCCAAGUAGUAGUCUCUAAGAAUGCUAACCAAAUGAAACCUUUUAAAUAAUUGGACAAGUAUAUCAAAACCUCUAAAGUUUUCAUGCUGAGCUACCACCUGGUUUGAGACAUAAGUGUCUUAAUGAAUUUAAGUGCUUGUAUUCACAAUUUAAUUGAUGAAUUUCUUUGUGUUUUUCAGACUUCAUCACCAACCACUGA
This is a messenger RNA of Xyrichtys novacula (pearly razorfish), 17857 nucleotides long. NCBI's taxonomy places the organism in Eukaryota, Metazoa, Chordata, Actinopteri, Labriformes, Labridae. The record is from the annotation of a GenBank genome assembly.